Messenger RNA from Didymodactylos carnosus, 2136 nucleotides. Lineage: Eukaryota; Metazoa; Rotifera; Eurotatoria; Philodinida; Philodinidae. The record is from the annotation of a GenBank genome assembly.
AUGAAACAAAAAGGAACUUUAUCAAAAACAAAAAUAUUGAAUCAAUGUCCAAUAGCAUUCAGUGUGCGUUGUUCCAUCUGUGAUACACUCAUAAAAGCUCGUUAUAAUCGGUUUACUAUCAAUGGCAAAACAUUGAAUGAUGUACUACCUGGUAACGAACUUGAUAGUAAACAUCUAACAUAUGGUGAAUGUUAUGAGAAAUAUGCAUCUUUAUUUCGCUUGUUAUCUCCGACAGAGGCGGAAAAAGAUGAUGAUAUUAUUGAUGAGUCAAAUAAAACAUUAAUUUGUACAAAAUGUUGCGAAAAACUUCAAUUAGCACAUGAAGCACUUACAAAAUUUACAAGUGUAUUAGCAUAUGUUGAACGUGUACAUAAUAAAACAAAACGUUUGAAUAAAACAAGAAAAAAUUAUAGUAAGAAAAAAUCGAGAAAAUAUUCACUUUUUAAAAAAGUAAUAAAUCAUCACCAAGAUGAUAUUGAUCAUGAUGAUUGUGCAAAAUUGAGCAUUGUCGAAGACCAAGAAGACGACGAGGAAGAGAAUAUUACAAUAAAAAUGGAUGAAGCAGUGGCACAGGCUAAUAAUGACGAUGAGCCAGAUAUCAUAAUUAAAAAUGAGCCAAUUGUUGAACAACAAAUAGAACCACUACGUCUUGUGGUAGAAUUAAAAGAUACAGAUGAAAGAUUCAGCGAUUUUUAUAGAAAAACUGAUCAACAACAUAUUGUUUUACAAAACGAUGAUUCAGGUAUACAGCUACGUGAACCAAUGGCAUGGUCAAAUGAAAACAGUCAAAUACCAAUGAUAGUUCGUUUACCUUGCCCAUAUCUGUCUCCAGUUGGACUAACUGAUAGUAUGUCAGCUCAAAUUAAUAAGCAAUUAUAUCGUCCAUUACUGGGCAAUAAUAGUGGCAGUUACCAGACAGUUCAAUAUGUUACUACAGGUCCACAACCUAUAAGAGAAUCUACGGAAAUAUCAGCAUCGAAAAAUCGAAAAGACAAUAGCAGGACUAAGAAGAAUGGCCAACACGUACCUCCAAACGUUAAAGCCAGUGGUGGGUAUAUUCAUCCAAUUUAUUCACGUAAUGCAAAUAUAAGUGAAUAUUAUCGAAAUGGAUUAGCAAAUUCUACUAUGCGUCCAGAUCUUCUAUCAACAUCGAUGAUUACAAAUGGAGUGGGAAGUGAUGUUGCCGGAAUGUUCCACUCGCCACAACCACAUGAACAAAAUCGUUCAAAUUAUAAAAAUAACAAUUUAGACAAACAUAAUAAUCGUGUUUGGCACCUCGAUGUCGACUCACCUUCAAAUACACAUCCGUCGGAGAAGGGACAAGCAUACCAAAGUUUCCUAGUUAAUUCCAAUGGAAAAUCCAAAAAUAAUAAUAGGCCAUUGGUCGAUAAAAAUCCAAUUGAUUAUGUUGUAGAUAUGUCACCAGAAGAAUCAUUAUCUCCCAAAUCACCUGUAUUAUCUGAAACUUUAAAUAUUGGUAAUACACGUCUUGGUCGUCGUCAAUAUGAUUAUGUUAGGAAAUUAGAUGAUCAAAUGAAACUUAACGCAUAUUUAGAAGAAUCAGCUGCUGAACAUAAUUGUCGAUGGACUUGGCGGCGUACAUCUGCAAAUAGUCGAGGCUACAAAGUUUACUAUGUAUGUAACUUUAGUAUGCGUCGACACUAUUAUCCGUGUCCCGCAGCGAUGUACGCCCUGUUCCAUCCCGAUGGGUUUAUAUCGAUUUAUGCUUGUGGUGAACAUCGGCAUGAACCAAAAGAUCCGUUACCAGUGAGCAUUACUGAUGAAACAAAAGAAGAAAUAUUCAAGUGUUUACAAAAUGGCAUGACAGCGACAGAAAUAAGAGAUCAUUUAAAUAAAAAGUCACUGUCAUUUGGUGAUGCGAGAAAAUUAAACAAUUUUAUCAAAUAUCAUAAAGAAUUACUUCGAUUUGGUACGGUGACAAAUGUUAGACCUGGAGGCACAGCUUAUCGUCAGCCACAAUGUUGGGCAAUUAGACGACAACAUACCACGUUAGAGCCUACAACACCAAAAAUACCUCAUAAUGGCAGCAUAAGUGUGAAUAUGGUUAAUGGUGGUGAUAAUAUAACGACCACGUCGGCACCAUCAUUAACCAGUGUUAAUGGAAGAGCAAGUUAG